Magnolia sinica is the source of this 984-nucleotide messenger RNA. RefSeq lists its product as uncharacterized. Gene Ontology annotation, cellular component: nucleus; cytosol. Bases 140 to 685 code for a protein of 181 amino acids. Lineage: Eukaryota; Viridiplantae; Streptophyta; Magnoliopsida; Magnoliales; Magnoliaceae. Gene Ontology annotation, molecular function: Hsp90 protein binding; protein-folding chaperone binding. Gene Ontology annotation, biological process: protein folding; chaperone-mediated protein complex assembly. The record is from RefSeq and is a predicted model, not a curated record. The transcript is spliced from 6 exons.
ACCUAUAUUUCUCCGCUCUCUUUAUAUUUCUCGAUACCUGCACUGCUCGAGGAGCAAAAGCAAACGCGAACUGAGUCGAGCGAGUUCGGUCUGAGUCCUUUCAUUUCUAGGGUUUUACUUUUGCUGAAAUCGCCACGAGAUGAGUCGUCUUCCCGAAGUGAAGUGGGCGGAGAGGUUGGACAAAGUUUACCUUACAGUGAUGUUACCUGAUGCCAAAAAUGCAAAAGUCAAUCUCGAACCUGAUGGUGUGUUUACUUUCUCUGCUACUGCUGGGGCAGAAAAUCACUCUUUUGAGUUGAAGUUGGACCUUCAUGAUAAGGUUAAUGUAGAGGAAAGCAAAAUAAAUAUUGGGGUUAGAAGCAUAAUCUGCGUGAUUGAGAAAGCGGAGAGGGGAUGGUGGAAGAAGCUAUUGCGUGGUGAUGAUAAGACACCACACUAUGUGAAAGUUGAUUGGGACAAAUGGGUAGAUGACGAUGACGACACUGGCCCUGCUGGUGAUUUGGACUUGGGAGGGAUGGAUUUCUCGAAAUUUGGGGGAAUGGAAGGCAUGGGUGAGGACUUUGAUGAUAGUGAUGAUGAAGACCAAGAAGUGGAAAAGCCGGAAACUGCAGAAAAAGCUGAAGUGGUCGAGGAGGCAGAAGAAGCUCACCAGGAGGUAAAAACAGAAGCUGCUCCAAGUUCAUAAAAAGGGGCGGCUUUUUUCUUUUCUCAUGGCAACCAACUAUAGCGGGUGUGGGUUGACGUAAGAGAAUUAUUGAGGUAGGUGUUUGUCACCGCAUGAUCAGCUGAAUGCGUGCGAUGUCUGAUAAUACCAAAGUUCCUGUUUUCGAUCUGGGAUUUUAGUUUGCUUGAGUGGUAAGGGACUUUUUUGGCUUAGGAUGUAUUUGAAAUUGGGUUUUACAUGAUAGCAUGACAAUAGACAUAAGUAUGGUAUUAUCUCAUGUAUCUGUUCCUUUUCAUCUAUCCGAUCUGAUGAUUCUGACC